CAAACAAAGCCAGAAGCUCUCAAACCCAAAAUAGCCAAUGCUAAAGUCGUAGAAAACUAUCAUCAAUUUCCGAAGUAAACUGUAAAAAAUCCCAAAAUUGAUCACAUCUUCAACAGGCCUUUGCACUAUAAUCAACUGCUAGAUUCCAUUUCUUCUUCUGCGUGGAUCGCGAAGCUCAGCCAAGGAAGGAAGACCCCUCUCCUCUCUUAAUCGCAUCUCUCACUAGUAGGUAGGAGGAGGAGCUCUCCUGCAAUGGCGCUCAAUCUUCGUCAGAAACAAACCGAGUGCAUAGCGAGGGUGUUGAAUCUGAAUCAGCCGGUGAAUCCCGGCGGGACGGCGAACGAGGAGGUGUAUAAGAUCCUCAUCUACGACCGCUUCUGCCAGGACAUACUGUCGCCGCUCAUCCGUGUCAAGGACCUCCGCAAGCACGGCGUCACCCUCUACUUCCUCAUAGACAAGGAUCGCAAGCCCGUACACGACGUUCCCGCCGUCUACUUUGUCCAGCCCACCCACUCCAAUGUCACGCGCAUCAUCGCCGACGCCUCCAAGUCUCUCUAUGACUCCUUUCACCUCAAUUUCUCCUCCUCCAUCCCUAGACCCCUGCUGGAGGACCUAGCAUCAGGUACUAUUGGUUCGGACUCUAUUCAGAGGAUAGCAAAAGUGCAUGAUCAGUACUUGGAGUUUGUGACCCUUGAGGACAAUUUAUUUUCACUCGCAAACAAGAACUGCUAUGUUCAGUUGAAUGAUCCCUCUGCCGGUGAUAAAGACAUUGAGGAGAUCAUUGAGAAGAUUGUGAGUGGCUUGUUCUGCGUUUUGGCUACGCUUGCUGUGGUGCCAAUCAUCAGGUGCCCUCGUGGGGGCCCAGCCGAGAUGGUGGCGUCGUUGCUGGAUCAGCGUCUGCGAGACCAUUUGUUGGUGAAAAACAACUUGUUCUCCGAAGGCGGCAAUUUUUCCAUAUCAUUUCAGAGGCCUGUUUUGUGUUUGUUCGAUAGGAAUUUCGAGUUGUCUGUUGCUAUUCAGCACGACUUUAGGUAUAGACCCCUUGUUCAUGAUGUUCUUGGGCUGAGAUUGAAUAGGCUGACUGUGCAAGGGGAGAAGGGCGGGGGGACGAAAUCCUUCGAGCUUGAUAGAUCUGAUCUGUUCUGGAUGGCAAAUGGAUCACUGGAAUUCCCAGAGGUGGCUCUAGAGAUUGAGAACCAGCUGAAUAAAUACAAGAAGGAUGUGGAGGAGGUAAACAGGAGAACCGGAGGCAACGAUGGUGGAGCCGAGUUUGAUGGGACCGAUUUGAUUGGCAACACGAAGCAUUUGAUGAAUGCUGUGAAUUCACUGCCUGAGCUGACCGAAAGGAAGCAAGUGAUAGACAAGCACACUAAUAUUGCGACUGCAUUGUUGGGCGAAAUCAAGGAGAGGUCUCUUGACACUUAUGCAAAAAAAGAGGAUGACAUGAUGGUCAAAGGUGGGAUUGACCGCAGUGAAGUCCUUGGGGUGCUAAAAGGGAAGGGGACAAAGUUGGACAAGCUCCGGUUCGCCAUCAUCUACAUCAUUUCAAGUGAGAACAUCCCUCAAUCAGAGAUUGAAACGAUUGAGGCUGCCCUAAGAGAGUGCGAGGUGGACACAAGCGCCUUUCAGUACGUGAAGAAAAUAAAAUCUCUAAACGUUUCAUUAGCUUCUGCAAAUUCAGCAGCCAGCAGGAACAAUAUUGUGGAUUGGGCAGAAAAGCUGUAUGGGCAGUCAAUCAGUGCUGUGACUGCCGGUGUGAAAAACCUCUUAGCCGGGGACCACCAGUUGGCGCUGUCCAGAACAGUUGAAGCGCUGAUGGAGGGGAAGCCGAACCCAGAAACCGACCCUUACCUCGUCUUCGAUCCACGUGCCCCUUCAGCAAGUAGCGGGGGGCAUCUGCCCAAAGGGCCAUUCAAAGAAGCCAUAGUGUUCAUGAUUGGAGGCGGGAACUACGUGGAGUAUGGCAGCUUGCAGGAUCUUGCAAACCGGCGGCAUCAGCAACAGCAGCAGCAGCCAGUCAAGCAUAUCAUAUACGGCGCCACGGAGAUUCUAACGGGAGGUGAAUUUGUAGAGCAGCUUGCAGUGCUGGGGAAGAAGAUGGGGUUAGGAAGCAGCGCCCCGGCGACCCAUUAAUAUAUUCUUUGUACUCCGUAGUAUAUAUACAUCAUUAUUUAUAACUAUAUGUGUGUGUUUGUGUUCUUGCAUUUAUAUAAACAAAUUCUAUCUCAUGGCCAUUGGUAACAAAACAACAAUGGCUAUAUCUGAACUGAACAGAACUGUGGGUUUUUGCCAGUAAUAUUUUGUUGUUGGAACGAUGGAUUGCCAUUUAAUGGUCAUGAUGACAUUCAUAGUAUUAUUGCUGAUGUUCGGACUUGUGUUAUGCUGUUGAAAUCUGUGACUUACAAAUUGUACUGUGAUUAAUAGAUUGAUUGUAUUUAA
Messenger RNA from Cuscuta campestris, 2439 nucleotides. The record is from the annotation of a GenBank genome assembly. Lineage: Eukaryota; Viridiplantae; Streptophyta; Magnoliopsida; Solanales; Convolvulaceae.